ACUGGGAUAACUGGGAUGUGAAAUGUGUUGUCUGCUGCUGAUUCAAAACCACUCCUUUGGAGCGUCCCUCUAUUUUACUUUCCUGAUGUCUCUCUGUUUCUCUCUGUUUCCAUCUCAGUGGUCUCUCUCUUGAUGCUUCUCAUCUUUCUACACCUUUACUUGGUUCUCCCUUCACCUGGAAUAGUCUUCAUCUGGGACAGAAUUUUCACUGAGGAAUCCCUGUUCUGUUGUUCAGCUGUGGGGGGCAGAAAUAUGUUGCUCUGGUGGUUCCUGGGUCUGGCGGGCUCCAUCGUGCACUGCAGAGGCCAGGUGAGCAAGUGUGAUGACUUCACUGACCUUGACUUCCGUGAGACGUUCAUGGGGACAAACCUGAAUGUGAAGCUGCUGCUGUUCACAAGAGCCAACCUGGACUGUGGGCGGGAACUCUCGCACCUGAAACUGAUGGACCAGCCCCUGUUCCAGCUGACCCGGCCCACUGCUUUUGUCAUCCAUGGGUACCAACCCACAGGCGCGCCGCCAGUUUGGGUGGGCCACAUUGUGCGUCUGCUGGCCGCACAGGAGGACAUGAACAUCUUAGUGGUGGACUGGAACCGUGGGGCCGCCAACCUCAACUACUACUCUGCUGUGGCAAACACACGUAAAGCAGCCGAGAACAUCACUGCAUUCAUCCAGAACAUUCAGGAGAACGGAGCGCUACUAAGCUCUGUCCACCUGAUUGGGGUCAGCCUGGGGGCUCAUGUCGCUGGGUUUGUUGGGGCCAUGCUGAAGGGGAAGAUUGGGAGGAUCACAGCACUGGACCCUGCCGGACCUCUGUUCUCUGGGACCCCACCAGAGGAGCGCCUGGACCCCACUGACGCCCAAUUUGUGGAUGUCCUACAUACUGACACUGAUGCUCUUGGCUACAGAGGACCCCUCGGUCACAUUGACUUCUAUGCCAAUGGUGGGGCUGACCAGCCUGGCUGCCCCAAAACCAUCUUUUCAGGGAAGUCAUACUUUGUGUGUGACCACCAGCGGUCAGUGUUCCUAUACCUCUGCUCCCUCAACAAGACCUGCAACAUCACAGCCUAUCCCUGUUCCUCCUACCAUGACUUCCUAGAUGGGCGUUGCCUGCAGUGCGAGUCCUUCAAGCCAGCUUCUUGCCCGAUUGUAGGUUACCAUGCCAGCAAAUGGAAGGACUCUCUCCUCCGUCUGGGUCAGACGAAGGUGUACUUCUCAACCACUGCCGUGUCUCCAUACUGCAAGACAAACUACAAGGUGGACAUUGUGACGUGGAACCAAUACACACGCUGGGGCAUUGUCGUCAUCAAGCUGCACAGUGGCAGGAGGGUGGUGGAGGCCAGGAUCGAUCAUAAACUUUCGAAGUUUGAGCAAUACACAGCGACCCGUUUACUGGCCCAGUUUGACGAAGACCUGAAUCCGGUCCAGAAGAUCACGCUUUGCUUCCUAACAGGGAAUAUGAUUGGGCCUCGCUACAAAAUGCGGCUACUGCGCAUCCGACUUACACCCCUGGAGAAGCCUGAUAGGCCACAGCUGUGUCGCUAUGACAUGAUACUGGAGGAGAACAUGGAGGUGUCCUUCAGACCCAUGGCCUGUGAUGGGUCUCGUAACUGACCCAGCACUGGGGGGGCGCUCUGUUUCAUACCAAAAAACAGCACUCUGGGGAGCCUCAAUUCUGACCCAACAUCAGGUGGUGCUCUGCUUCAUCUCAGCACACAGAAGCAGGCAGGUGCAAAUACAGAAGUCAGAGGGGGUGGGAGCUUAUGCCCUUUUGACCUGUCACUCACAAAGUGCCCUCCUGGAUGGUGCUUUUUUUCCUAUGUUACAUUUUUUUCUUAUUGUUCAUCAUACUGGCACACCAAAAAAAGGAAUGCAGCUUUAUCUACAUCAUUCACAAUGUCAUGAUGGGAACCAUGACAACGAUAGUGAUGACGAUGAUGGUGAUGAUUACAGCAAAGAUGAAAUAAAAACAAUAAAGAGGCGGACAUGUCAUGGGACUGCCAGAACUCUCUCGCCCAUGCACCAAGGGGAAAUUUUUUUGCCUGUAUUAUAAUCCUCUCCUGUGUGUGUCUUCAUUGAAGAGCAUCUGCCUGCUCCUACCUUUUGUUUGUCACACUGUUCACAACCUGGCAGAGAGACUACAUCACCCAGAGUCCCCUUAUGAAGGAAGGCAUUCUCCUCCAGUCUUCCUGUGACUUAAUAUGGCAAUUCCAAAAAGGUCUGCAUAAAGCUCAGGUACUUAUGAUCUCUUUCAAGCUCUAAGAAAUCCUGCCGAUAAGGGCCAACAUUGUCUUUGUUUCUGUAAUAAUUAGGGGAGGUGGCUCUGCAGAUUUAUAUAUUUUCUUAGCAAACUAAUGAUGGUAGAAGUUGUCCUGUUAAUGGAAAUUUUGUUAUUGUUUUUGAGAGACCAUCAGAAAAAGAUCACAGCAAACAAUGAUGAAUGGUGAAUGAUGAUGUAUGGAUUCAUAGCGCAAUAAAUGCUGAAUAUGUGUGGACUCAUGGAAAAGUGGAUGAUAAUGAGCAGAUCUUGACCACAGCAGAUACUGAAUAUGUGUGACUAUGUGUUAGUCUAGAAGUAUCAUGGGAGGUAAAUAGUUGAUUGUCCUCGGUGAACUACAGAUGAUGCUGAUACAGGUGUAUAGAAGACUUGCCUGGGGGCUGGGCAAACCUACUGGAAACAUAUCUGGCUUUCCUUAGGUACAACUGAGUCAGUGGAAAUAUUUCUGGCUUUCAGCAGGGUCAGCUGAUCUGAGGUCAGUGUAAACACAUCUAUUGUGUUUUGAAAAGGGAAACCCCAUAGACUACAUUAAAUAUCCUCAUGUGAAAGUGCUUGCGUACAUUCAACAUGUUAUUUUGCUGUUAGUAGCAUACAUCUUAUAAAAUCAUAGACUAUUUUGUACUGCAUUGCAAUUGUUUUAUUUUUUUCUUUAAUUUUGUGUAAAUAUGUAUAUAAAUCCCUAAUGUAGGAAUACAAGUUAAUUAUUAUGAAUGGCUGCAAAUGUGGUUAUUUUGCCAUUUUAAAAAGCCAGCGAUUAGAUACAUGUUGCAUUUAUUAGAUGUAAUAUGCAUAGAUUAAAUACAUUUAGCAUUGUUGCCUCACAGCAAGAAGGACCUGGGUUCAAAUCCCAGCCUGGGCCUUUUUGUGUGAAGUUUGCAUGUUCUCCCUGUGUCCGUGUGGGUUUCCUCCACCAGUCCAAAGACAUGCAGGUAGGCUGAUUGGACCCUCUGAUAAGGAAUUUCCCUCAAUUGUAAAGAAAGAAAACAAUUUCCUUAACCUUACAAAACAGCUAAAGUUAUUAAACAGCUGAAAGGGAAUGAAUGUCAGCAGAUACUGUAGCUGUAAAAUGAACUUCUCAACUGCUAUGUUAAUUCAAUCCAUUCUUAUUCAGUAAUAUAAAGUCACCACCUGGCAGAGAACCAUUUGUAAUGCACUGACUUUUAGCUAAAACUAUUGACCUGGCUUCAGAAAUAAAUAACUCCCUAACUAAUCUAUGCCAAUAGCCUUUGGAGGUCAGGAUUUAGCACAUCAACAAAAUUUGUUUUGUAACAGACUCCCCCCCCCCCCGUGUCUUUGUGUUUCACAAAUGAUAAAAAAUGAUAAUUUUCCAAAUAAUAAAAAUGCAUUCAAAUAAUGUUUGUCAAAAACAUCCCCCCAAACCCAAAACAAACAAAUCAAUAAAUACUAAUUAAAAGUUAAACAACACAACUGAAUUAAUAAAACAGAGACCAUGUUUUAAACUCCAGAGUGUCACAGUCAUCCUAGCAUAAGCAGAAGCUUUCCAUGUAGGCCAACUAUGGCUGCCAUAUACUAUGUAAUGUAGUGCUUUUAUUCCUUAAAUUAUAUUAUGUUCAAAUGGAACUCAACUGUUAAGCAGUCAAUAAAAUAUAUAAAGUUAAAUUGAUUACUAAGAGUAGUUUUAAAAGUGUAGAAUAGUUUCAUGUUUAGAAAUGUGAAGGAGGUAUGUAAGUGGACUAUUGUAAUUAUGUAAGUCCUGGGUUACAGGCUUGUGCAUGGCUCCCUCUUGUGUACAGAUUUAUGCAAGCCGAGAAGCCAUUCUCACACAAAGUAUACAGUGCCAUGAAAAGUAUUUUCUCCCUUCCUGAUUUCCUCUGUUAUUACAUGUUUGUCACACCGAUUUCAGAUCUUUUAACAAAAUGUACAGUAAUAUGUGUUUGAGAACUUUUUCCAUGAAAUUAAUUAUAUACUCAGCGUUUACUCAGUUUCCCUUUGUCUAAUACUCUAUUGCAUUUUGUCAAAAGAUUUGAUUCAACAUGACAAAUAUCCCGGCCUAGGCCUUUCUGUGUGGAGUUUCCAUGUUCUAUGUCCGUGUGGGUUUCCUCUGGGUACUCUGGUUUCCUCCCACAGUCCAAAUACAUGCAGGUAGGCUAAUUGGAGACUAAAUUGCCCAUUGGUGAGUGUGUGAGUGAAUGGUGUGUGAAUGGGAUCAGCUCCAGCACCCCCCUCAACCCUUCCCAGGAUAAGCAGGUAUUGAUAAUGGAUGGAUGGAUGGGUAGCAUUUCUUUGGAAUACAACUUGUGUGAGCUAGGAUAGUCAAUAUUCUCAUUACUUAUUUGUGUUAUUUUGAUAUCAAUACAUUUAAUGGCAAUGACUUAUAGACAGUGCUUUGUAUUUGUGAGUAACUUGUCAUUUUU
Molecule: messenger RNA, 4650 nt
Organism: Anguilla anguilla (European eel)
Lineage: Eukaryota; Metazoa; Chordata; Actinopteri; Anguilliformes; Anguillidae
Gene: lipib
Product: lipase, member Ib
Exons: 11
Coding region: 133-1611 (492 amino acids)
Biological process (GO): lipid metabolic process
Molecular function (GO): lipase activity; carboxylic ester hydrolase activity
Source: RefSeq, a predicted model, not a curated record